Molecule: messenger RNA, 2721 nt
Organism: Trypanosoma cruzi
Lineage: Eukaryota; Euglenozoa; Kinetoplastea; Trypanosomatida; Trypanosomatidae
Product: chloride channel protein, putative
Exons: 1
Coding region: 1-2721 (906 amino acids)
Biological process (GO): chloride transport; transmembrane transport
Cellular component (GO): intracellular membrane-bounded organelle; membrane
Molecular function (GO): voltage-gated chloride channel activity
Source: RefSeq, a predicted model, not a curated record
AUGUCGUUUGAGUCCACGGGACACCGCAGCACGGUGGGGAGUUUAGUCAAUUCCUUCCGAGGUCGCGGAAACAUUCUUCAAUCCCUGCGCGGCAUUCAGAGGGAUCGUGGGACGAGUGCAUGGUUUCAGGAGUUGGCACAGGAGGCUGAGGAGGAGGGCGACGCCGCUUUUUUUCGCCUUCGAACCCCUUUAUUUGAGAAGUCGGCGCGCCCGCACGUGUUUUCAGCAGAAGAGCGGCGGCGUAUGGAUAAAUAUGAGAGUAUCGAUUACAGUGAGGCCCAGUCCUUAACGUAUAAGGCCCGAAAGUUGCAUCUAGAGAAGGAGCGUCGCUGGUUAAAGUGGAUGAUGUUUAUCUUGGUGGGAGUCGGCGUUGGCUUGUGGUCGGUGCUUCUUCUUCAAACGCUUGACUUCUUGUCGGCUCAGAAACGGAGUCUUUUGGAGAGAUUUGUGGGGUCCCCGGUAGGAAACAAGACGUUGGGCAAUAGCACGCAGUCCAUUGGACUGACACCUGCCGGAAUGCAUUGGAAGGACGUGGGCAGAGGAUAUUUAGUGUACAUCUUGUGGAGCGUCCUUGCCGCCAUGCUUUCUUCACUGUGUUGUGCUAUCGUGCCGAGCGCAGCUGGAAGCGGCGUACCGGAGGUUAUGGCGUAUUUGAAUGGUAUUAUGUUUCCGCGUAUAUUUAACAUACAAAACCUUGUCACUAAGAGUUUGUCCUGUAUUCUUGCCGUAAGUUCUGGACUCCCUGUAGGAGCAGAGGGACCACUCAUUCACAUAGGCUCCCUUAUUGCUGCGGGGCUUCCAACGGGACGCAGCCGCACUUUGAGAUGCGGUGCAGGCUCAUUGCUUUCAACAUUUCAAAAUCCACGUGACAUGCGCGAUUUUAUAUCUGCAGGUGCGGCUUGUGGCAUGACUUCGGCCUUUUCUGCUCCCAUUGGUGGAAUGCUGUUUGUGAUGGAGGAAAUGGCGACCUUUUUUUCCGUCCGACUCGCGUGUUUUGUGUUUGUGUCAUGUCUGUCAUGCAUGUGUGUCAUCCAGAUCAUAAAUACCUAUUUAAUUGGUUGGCAGAUCCCAGUACGUCAACCCGUGUCCAUAGGACCUGGCGAGUUUCGCCCCCAUGCAAUUUCCAUGUUUAUUGUGGACGUUGUGAAGGGAAAUCGUGUGCCGAUGAAUCUUUUCACUUUUGUUUCAACAAUGGUGGGAGCCAUUGUUCUUGGGCUUUUGGCCGUAUCAUAUACGGUCUCAAGUGUUAAGUUUACACGAUGGCGUUCAAAACGACUGUUCCCGAGCCCCCUACUUCGUGUGUUGGAGCCAUGUAUAUGUGCUCUUGUGUAUGCAACGGCAUGUUAUACGCUUCCGUUAGCCUUUGAUUGCGUUGAGGUGCCGGAUUACGUGAAGAAGCAUAAGGAAGAACUUCGUAUUGAACUGUUCACAGCCUUUUGUGCGGAUCGUGAGAACACCUUUAGCCCUCUCGCUACACUUGCCUUGACCAGCCCGUACAAUGGCAUCCGUCUCUUGUUUUCCCGUCAUACGGCAGCAGCGACGCCAUGGUACGCAUGCCUACUGCACCUUUUGCUCUACACACUAGGUUCCAGUUACGCGGGUGGCAUGUUUAUCUCAUGCGGAACAGUCAUUCCGUCGCUCUUUAUUGGCGCCAUUGGAGGACGAUUGAUUGGCGUCAUUUUCAACAACAGUGUGUGGGCAGAUCCGGGUGUGAUUGCGUUGAUAGGAUCCGCUUCCUACUUCUCAGGCAUCUCACGUCUUUCCUUUUCUCUCAUAGUUAUUAUGAUGGAAUUGACCUCCGACCUGACACACAUCACGUGCCUUAUGGUUGGUGUUAUUCUGGCCAGAGCCGUGGCGGAUUGCUUUUGUCAUUCACUGUAUCACUCCCUGCUGGAGGUGAAGGCGGCGCCGUUUCUUGAGAUUCAGGCAGGUGUGCAUAAGCUGGACAUGUUUUGCGCAAAGGACAUCAUGACUUAUCCUGCCGUGACGUUCGAGAUGAUAGAAAAGAUGUCCCACAUAAUACAAAUACUUCAGUCCACUCCACACAACAGCUUUCCUGUCAUGUUGACAUCAAGUGGCACAUAUGAGGGUGUUAUUUCCCGCUCACAGUUGGAGCUUCUUUUGUGGUUCAUUUACUUUCGCGACGUGGAGGGGGAAGAAGGCAGCGAAAUUCAGAAAAUAUCAAAGAGUCGCACUUUAAACAGCGAUGUUCACAAGAAGAACAGGGGACUUCGGCAGGAGGGACGGAUGGCGGUGGAUGAUGAAAAUGACGGCGGUGGGAAGAAUGCCUCUACAACUCCCGUCAAUGCCAACGGUAACGCGGAGGCCUCGAGACAACGGCUUGAAAGACAAGGACACGCGACCUAUUUGGAGCUGGCGGAAGUGAGAGAGCGAAUCUUUUGGCGACGUCUUCCGUCUUUGCCACCGGUGGAACUUUUGCCGACGGCAACGAUGCAGUGCUACGUGGACCUCUCCCCGUACGUGGAUCUGAACACUUACUACGUGCGGGAUGUGAUGUGCAUCUCGCGGACGUACCACAUCUUCCGCCACUUGGGGCUGCGGCAGUUGCCGGUGGUGGACCAAAAUCACCGCGUAAUUGGUGUCAUCUCGCGCAAAAAUUUUGUCGGUGAUCGAAUGCAUGAGCGGCUGCAGGUGGCCGAGGAAGCUGCGAAGCAGGCCGCGCAUGAGAAGGCGCAGCAACUGUACAGGAAAGGCUUUUAG